Messenger RNA from Sitodiplosis mosellana (orange wheat blossom midge), 4084 nucleotides. RefSeq names its product histone acetyltransferase KAT7 (gene chm). Gene Ontology annotation, molecular function: zinc ion binding; histone acetyltransferase activity. Gene Ontology annotation, biological process: regulation of DNA-templated transcription. Bases 287 to 2818 code for a protein of 843 amino acids. The record is from RefSeq and is a predicted model, not a curated record. The transcript is spliced from 10 exons. Gene Ontology annotation, cellular component: nucleus. NCBI's taxonomy places the organism in Eukaryota, Metazoa, Arthropoda, Insecta, Diptera, Cecidomyiidae.
GACAGGCAUGUGGUGAUGAAAGAGAUGGCAUACGGUUUGCACAAAUGUCAAACAUCGAGUAGAUGACAACAAAUGAAAACAAUUAUGGCAUUUGUUUGCUAUCGAUAACUUUGUGAAUUGUAUUUUGUGUUCGUAUCAUUGUAAGCUAACCGAAAAUUCAAAUGGAAAAUGUCCCAUUUUAUGUGAAUUGAAAUGCAUUGUGUCACAGGCUAAACAAAUACUCGUUUGAUUUACCAUUGUAAGAUUUUAAUGUUUUCAAAUUGGGAGUGCAAAGCAGUGUAAAAAAAUGUCGUCACGGAAAAAGUCGAUGAGUACGUCUGGGACGAGUUGCAGUAGUUCGGGUUCGUCAUCGUCGAGUGGAAGUACAAGUGAUUCGGAUUCAAAUUCAUCCAGUUCCGAUUCAGAGUCGUCCAGUUCACAGGCAGGAAAUCGUAGUUCAGCUUCAAACAGUACACCAAACGAAUCGAAAUCAUCACAAGCUACACCGGCCAAAAAGGAAACGGUGCGAGAAAAUGCAAAUGCCAAAAUUGAAAAAGAAAAAAGCCCGCCAAAUUCCGCGACAAAUAAAUCAAAAGCGGCUGGCGCCACGUCAAAAGGAGCACAAUCACAACAACAACAACAACAACAGCAGCAGCAGCAGCAAAAGAGCAAUUCGCGCAAAGUUUCGGUUUAUUCGAGCGAAGACGAAACACCACCAACAAAAGCUGAACAAGCCGAAGCAAAACGAAUACAAAAUGAAAUUAAGAAAAAGACUGUCGCCUCACAAGCGCUUAAAUCGAAAUCGGCCCCAGCACCACCACCGACCGGCGGCAAAGCGCCACCGUCCGUUGUCAAACAACAUCAACAAAUGAAUAAGGCUGCUGCCAAUAGGAAUAAUGCCAACAAAGCCAAUGCAAAAUCUCCCGCCAAUUCGAAGAAGAAGAGCAUUUUCUCGCCCGACAAUUCGUCCGAAAGCGAAGAAGAGUCACCAGCGAAAAAGACUUCAACGCCGAAAAAAGUGCCAGCACCAAGAGGUCGACCUCCGAAAAAUAAACCACCCGAAAAGCCGCCGCCACCGCCACCAACGGCCAAAUCUUCAGAAUCAUCAUCCGCCUCUUCAACCGAUUCAUCCACUUCGAGAGAUUCUGAGUCUGAGUCAAGUGCACAAUCGACGCCGCCCACGAAGAAAAAGACAGUAGUGGGUCGAAAGCCGGGUAAAAAGCAAUCUCGCAACUCAGCAUCAACAUCCAAAUCGGAUCAAUCGAAGGAGCAUGGCAAUUCGGAGUCGGAUAUCGACAUGAAACCGGUUACCCGUUCAUCAAAUACUCGUAAAUCAAAACACUUGACAGCUAUAUUCAAUCCGUCGAAGGCAUCCGAUCCAUCGGAAUCGGAGGCGGAAGUAAAGAAUUCAAAGAGUCCUGUGAAACGUACAAAGGGAAAGGCAAAUAAUUCCAAAAUCAAUUCCAAACUAAAUGCAAGCGUUCCGAAAAAGGGAAAUGCCGCCAACACCACACCCACCAGCAGUACACCGAUGGCGGAGGAAAGGAAGUGUCCCGUCGACGGUUGUGAUUCAAACGGUCAUUUGAAUGGUAAAUUUGAGAAGCAUUUUACACAAGAGGCUUGUCCACUGAAUCACAAUGUUUCGCUGGAGGAAACAAAAAAGCGACGUGACGAGCGUUUAAGGCACGAGGAAGAGCGCAAAAAAGCGACAAUUUUAUUUGAUCCAAUGUCAAAUGUAACAUCCGCUGAGCAAAAAGCGUAUCAAUUGAAAAUCUCGGAGUUGCGUUCGAAUUUUGUGCCGAAUCCACCAUCACCGAUACGAAUCAACCAAAAUCUAGCCAUAAAAAACCAACAACAGAAUGGCGAAAGUCGACUGAAAGAACCAAUCCUGAGAGGUUACGUAACGGAUUACGAUUUGAGAUUAUUUCAAGAGGCACAAGCUGUUGCAAGCGAGAAAAUCGAAACAGAUCUCUUAAAAUGGCCAGCCGAAAAAGGAACAAAGUUCAUAACGAUGGGACGGCACAAUAUGGAGGUGUGGUAUCAGUCACCGUAUCCGGACGAUGCAGCCCGACUACCGAAACUGUAUUUAUGCGAAUUUUGUUUGAGAUAUCAAAAAUCUGAAAUUACAAUGAAGAGACAUGCAGCCAAAUGUGUCUGGCGACAUCCACCUGGAGAUGAGAUCUAUCGAAAAGGGAAGCUGGGCGUGUGGCAAGUGGACGGAAAACGACAAAAACAGUACUGCCAACAUUUGUGUUUGCUGGCCAAAUUCUUCUUGGAUCACAAAACCCUGUACUAUGAUGUUGAACCGUUCUUAUUUUAUGUAAUGACUUUGGCCGAUUCAGAGGGCUGUCACACCAUUGGGUAUUUUAGCAAGGAAAAAAAUUCAUUCCUCAACUAUAAUGUAUCGUGCAUUUUAACAUUGCCGCCAUACCAGCGGAAAGGCUAUGGACGUCUUUUGAUCGAUUUCAGUUAUCUUUUGACCCGUGUUGAAGGGAAAAUUGGCUCGCCGGAGAAGCCAUUGUCUGAUCUCGGUUUGAUUUCGUAUCGUUCGUACUGGAAAGAUGUUCUAUUGGAUUAUCUGUGCUCACGGACUGGCAGCACAUUGAGCAUAAAAGAUGUCUCGCAGGAAAUGGCCAUAAAUUCGUACGAUAUUGUGAGCACACUACAAGCAUUGGGCAUGAUGAAGUACUGGAAAGGCAAACAUAUUAUACUUAAGAAGCAGGAUGUACUUGAGGAAUACGCGGAACGUGUGAAACGUCGCGGAGCGGUUGUAAAAAUCGAUCGGAAUUACUUGCGAUGGACGCCGUUUGUGCCGCCAGCACCAACGACAUCGUCUUAGCGCCAGGUGAACUAUUGCCUACCACCAUUGACACAAAUGUUGCUCUCAACGGCCAUCCAUCAAACGAUCAACAACAAUUACAUCAGCUUCUCCGAAAAUAUUUUCCAUCAUCAUCAUCCGCAGACGCAGCAGUAAAAGCAAGACAGCAAGCAGCAAUAACUCCAUAGCGGUGCACUGCCCAUACAAACGUGUCGAGGCGCGUAGUGCUCUACGUCAUGUAGUUUGCAUAACGUAGUUAGAGCGCGUAGUAUUAUCAUUGCACCGCUAUGAAUAACUCAUCUUCAUUUUUUUUCUCACAAACACACAUUCGUUACUUGGUACGCGGCCACAGAGACGGAUCGAACGAAUAUCGACAACAACCGAAAAUUAUCUACAUUUCUCUUAAUUUAUUGACGAAUUUCCUUUUUUAAAAUCGGUUUUCAUUAUUGUACGUCUGUUUAUGUUGUGUGUGAAGCUGUUUUUAGUUUCGCAUUCUUUGAACGAGAAAAGAAAAGCAGAAAAAAGGAAUUGCAGCGUUGUUCUAAUUAAGUAUAUAUGUCGUUUGAUUUGUGCUCGUUUCAUAGAUUUUUAAGUGUAUUCAUUUCGAGUUUUCGACUUUUUUUUUUGUAUUUAAGCUUGUAUAUUUUUUUUCUGUCAAAUGUGUCCUUUUCUCGUGAUGAAAUUUACAAUAUUUAUAUUAGACCACCUUCCGCUCCCAUCAUCGAAAUUUAAUUGUACUUUGUGGAAUGAGUCUUUGUGUUUUAGAAAAUAAUUAAUAAUUCUUUGAUUCUAAUAUUAACCCAUAUAUAUGGUAAAAUCUAACCUGUUUCUGUCGGAAACAUAAAAUACUACUAAUAUUAACCGAAAAAUUUGUUUUAUAGUACUUGGAAUAAUCUCUUGUGUCGUUUUUAAUUAGGAGCCACUGCACGUGUAUGUGUGUUGGCAAAUAAGUCUUAAACAAAAUAUUCUCGAAAAAAUUCAAUGAAUUAUUCAUUUUUUUAAAGAUUGAAAUAAUGCUAAAGUUAUUUCAACAAAAUUAUUAUUUUUUGUUUGUUUCGGUAAUCAUAAUCGUAAAAACAAAACCUUAAUUACUCGUGCAUAUAUUAAGAUAAUAGAUUCUCUUGAUCUUCUAAUGUUGCAAUUAAUCAGUCUUUUUGAAGGAAAAACACAAACACACAAAAAAUGAAGAAAAAUUAUUGUAAGAAAAUUGCAUUUAAUUAAAACAUCAAAACAAAACUCGAUAUUUCGUCAAAUAAAACAAAGAUAUUCAAAUCGAUAAAAAAACAA